Messenger RNA from Lathyrus sativus (Indian pea), 999 nucleotides. NCBI's taxonomy places the organism in Eukaryota, Viridiplantae, Streptophyta, Magnoliopsida, Fabales, Fabaceae. The record is from the annotation of a GenBank genome assembly.
AUGGCAUCAUCAUCCUCAAGCAACAGCGCAAACUACGACGUGCCGUGGGUUGAGAAGUACCGACCCAGCAAGGUCGUCGACAUCGUCGGCAAUGAAGACGCCGUCUCCCGGCUCCAAGUCAUCGCUCGUGACGGCAACAUGCCCAACCUCAUUUUAUCAGGUCCUCCUGGAACUGGAAAAACCACUAGUAUUCUCGCCCUUGCGCACGAGCUUCUCGGUCCCAAUUACAGAGAAGCUGUUCUUGAACUAAAUGCAUCAGAUGAUAGAGGAAUAGAUGUUGUGAGGAACAAGAUCAAGAUGUUUGCUCAAAAGAAAGUAACACUUCCUCCAGGCCGACACAAAGUUGUUAUACUCGAUGAAGCUGACAGUAUGACCUCUGGAGCACAACAAGCUUUAAGAAGGACAAUGGAAAUAUAUUCUAAUUCUACUCGUUUUGCGCUUGCUUGUAAUACAUCGUCGAAGAUUAUUGAGCCGAUUCAGAGUAGGUGCGCAAUUGUGCGAUUUUCGCGACUAUCUGAUCAAGAGAUACUUGGUCGUCUCAUGGUUGUGGUUCAAGCUGAGAAGGUUCCCUAUGUCCCUGAAGGACUCGAGGCCAUCAUUUUCACUGCUGAUGGUGAUAUGAGGCAGGGAUUGAACAACUUGCAAGCAACAUACAGUGGGUUCCAGUUUGUUAACCAAGCAAAUGUUUUUAAGGUUUGUGACCAGCCACAUCCACUGCAUGUGAAGAAUAUGGUGCGCAAUGUAAUUGAAGGGAAUUUUGAUGAGGCUUGUUCAGGGCUCAAGCAAUUGUAUGACCUGGGAUAUUCCCCCACAGAUAUCAUAACCACACUUUUUCGUAUCAUAAAAAGUUAUGAUAUGGCUGAGUACUUGAAAUUAGAAUUCAUGAAGGAAACUGGAUUUGCUCAUAUGAGGAUUUGUGAUGGAGUUGGUUCUUAUCUUCAGAUGUGUGGUCUACUGGCCAAGUUUUCUGUAGCUCGCGAAACUGCUAAAGCUCCAUGA